CUGGAAGGAGGCUCUGUGUGUGGGGCAGAGGGAUCCUCUUUAUAUUAAUAUUUAUCUGUAAAUAAUGCACUGGUGAGGUAUUUGUAUGUGAGGCAAUAGGAAUAUCUAUAUAAUAUUAUAUACCUGUAGAUAAGGUACUAGGAUUAUUGAACAAAAGUAUCAACCUUGGGACCCCGCCUCUUUUACCGAACGUGACGAAAUGCAUACAGCUUCCGCUGCACUGCAUGCUGGGAGUAGGUUCGUGGUUUCCUGCUGAAUAUCACGCUGGCUCCUGUUACUGUGAAGAUCACGUAUAAUGGACGUCACUGCGUUUGUCAGUAAAGGGGAAACAUUAUAAGAAUAUCUGAUAAAUUCAUUUGUGCUGAACAAGACAAUGUCUGACAAGAACCAAACCUCAGACCUUCCUGAUGCACACAGAGAUGAAGAUAACGCUGAUAUAGUGAAAGUUGAGAUAACAGAAGAUCUGUGUGUGAGGCAUCAGCUGGAAGCACCAGAUGAGGAAACCAGUGACAGCAUCAGCCCAGGCCAUAUGGAUGUAAUGCCUUCAGAUGGCUCAGAAUUUGAGCACGGAGGAGAACCGUAUGUGUGUAAUCAGGUGAAGACUGAGGAGGAUGAAGUAACUAUAAAUAUGGCUACAGGUGAAUUCACAAACUGCAAUAAUCCUAGUCAUGAUCAGAGUGCAGAUGCUUCUUUACAUCUUCUUCAAAAUCAAAGAAGCCACGUGGGAAAUUUAUGUUCUGUAUGUGGGAAAUGUUUUCUUAAGAAAUCACAUCUUAUUACUCAUCAGAAAAUUCAUACAGAGGAGAAAGGAUUUUCAUGUUCUGACUGUGGAAAAUGUUUUACUUGGAAAUCAAAUUUUAUUAUGCAUCAGAAAAUUCAUACAGGAGAGAAAAGAUUUUCAUGUUCUGACUGUGGAAAAUGUUUUAAUCGAAAAUCAAAUCUUAUUAUGCAUCAGAAAACUCAUACAGGGGAAAAAGGAUUUCCGUGUUCUGACUGUGGGAAAUGUUUUACCCUGAAACAAUAUUUUAUCAUGCAUCAAAAAAUUCAUACAGGCAAGAAAGCAUUUUCAUGUUCUGACUGUGGAAAAUGUUUUACUUGGAAAUCAAAUCUUAUUACCCAUCUGAAAAUUCAUUCAGGGGAGAAAGCAUUUUCAUGUUCUGACUGUGGGAAAUGUUUUUCUCAGAAAUCCCAUCUUAUGAGGCAUCAGAAAAUUCAUACAGGAGAGAAAGCAUUUUCAUGUUCUAAAUGUGGGAAAUGUUUUACUCAGAAAAAUGAUCUUAUGAGGCAUCAGAAAACUCAUAUUAAAAUAUAUCAGAGUUUAACCUCCUAAGAGGUCCCUUCCCGCACCUAAACCAUUUAUGAGGUGAUCCCAGGGUGGAUUUGAUUUAAAUGAAAUUGAUUUAACUCAUGAUUUAAAUCACUAGUCAGUAAGACUGAUUUAAAUCAUGGUUUUCAUUUUUAGAAUAAGUUUUCAAAUUAUUUUUUUACAGUUUAUCUCCAGUUUAAUUGGUUAAUCAUUCAUAUUUGAUCAACUUUACACCUGUACUUUAUUAGAAGGAGAAAAAUAAUUACAUUAAUAAUACCAAACAAUCUUCUAUUCAGUAAACUUCUUGAAACUUAGUUUAGGUUGAUUCUGUGUUCAUUGGUUUUCAGAGGAGCAAUGGCAUUAAAGGAAAGUAGAGUCAAAAUUAAAGUUUCAUGAUUCAGAAAGAACAUGCAAUUUUUAACAUUUUUCCAAUUGACUUAUCUAAUUUGUUUUUUUUCUUUUGGUAUCCAGUGUUGAAAAGUUUGCAUAAGUAUGCUCACUCAGAUGCAAUUCACUACUGUGAGCUAGCUGCUUGUCACUGUCUCACCCAUUCUAUUCAGAUAUACCCAAUUAAAGCAUUGAUCUCCUUCAAGAAAGGAUUCCAAGAGAAUGAAGCAAAUUUGAUAAUGGAAACCCAAAAGUUAUCUUUCAUGAUUAUGUCUAUUUAAGGUCUAUUUAUCAACUCUGUAUGGUAAUUUUAUAACAUUUUGCUGUGAAGAAGGGGCAUGUUAUUUUUGCAGACACAAAUUCACAGUUUUGAGAACUACAAUAAAUCAUAUGUGAUAUCGUUAAGAUUGAAAAA
Bombina bombina (fire-bellied toad) is the source of this 2108-nucleotide messenger RNA. Its product is annotated as gastrula zinc finger protein XlCGF17.1. Gene Ontology annotation, molecular function: DNA-binding transcription factor activity, RNA polymerase II-specific; RNA polymerase II cis-regulatory region sequence-specific DNA binding. Lineage: Eukaryota; Metazoa; Chordata; Amphibia; Anura; Bombinatoridae. The record is from RefSeq and is a predicted model, not a curated record. The coding region runs from base 374 to 1330 and encodes 318 amino acids. Gene Ontology annotation, biological process: regulation of transcription by RNA polymerase II. The transcript has 5 exons.